This is a messenger RNA of Musa acuminata subsp. malaccensis (wild Malaysian banana), 717 nucleotides long. Lineage: Eukaryota; Viridiplantae; Streptophyta; Magnoliopsida; Zingiberales; Musaceae. The record is from RefSeq and is a predicted model, not a curated record.
CUUCCAUCCAAAGUUGUCGGAGUUCCUUCCACACGCUGUUGUCAUCAUCCUUUUAGUGUUUGCCUUCUAAUUCCGAGCAGUAAGAAGAGAAGAAAAGUAGAAUGGGAAGGAACGGAAGUCCUGCUUCUUCUUCACCGCCUGCGUCACUUGCGUGCUGCAUGUGUGGUGAUGCCGGGAUCUCCGAAGAGCUUUUUCGGUGCAAAGUCUGCAAUUUUAGGCUUCAACACAGAUACUGCAGCAGUCUCUACCCAAAGUUCGAGAGAUACAGCACAUGCAACUGGUGCUUGAGUGACGAUGGAGUCAAGUCUGCUGCGCGAGAGUCCACCAUGGAUCAAGACCGGUCUCUCUCUUUCUCCACUAAUAGCACCGGGCGAGGUCUGACAGUAAAGCUGCAUGGAGGUGCAACUUCACAGCACCUCAAGAAGGUUCUCAACAAGCCUGUGAAGAAACAGCAAACGCGUGCGCACGAGAGGUUGCUGCUGCCGGCUUUAACUAAGACAUCGAGAUUGGCCUUGCCCUUACCGAGCUCGAGGAAACAAAACCAAGCCUUUAGAUGCAGGGCUAGGAAGUUUAAGCUUUUGGAAGAGGUGUUAACGUAGACAGAGCAAAAUACGGCAAAUCAUUACGUGAUGUGCAUGUGUACUUCAUGUAAGCAGAAGCGGUUCAUGCUUUCUUAUGGUUGAAGGUAGAUGAAGGCAUACAAGAAAGUGUACAGAA